GUCCCGAGCUUCGGCUUCGGCGGCCCCGGGACCCGGACGAGCGCCCGGAGGUGGCGGACGCGGCGCCGGGGAGCCCCCAUGGGCGGGUGUGUGGGCGCCCAGCACGACUCCUCGGGCAGCCUCAACGAGAACUCGGAGGGCACCGGAGUUGCUCUAGGACGUAACCAGCCUUUGAAAAAGGAGAAACCAAAAUGGAAAAGCGAUUAUCCCAUGACAGAUGGACAACUGCGCAGCAAGAGGGAUGAAUUCUGGGACACUGCACCUGCUUUUGAAGGCCGAAAAGAGAUUUGGGAUGCCUUAAAGGCCGCUGCUCAUGCUUUUGAGAGCAAUGACCAUGAACUGGCUCAGGCCAUCAUCGACGGAGCGAGCAUCACACUGCCACACGGUGCACUCACAGAGUGCUAUGAUGAGCUGGGCAACCGAUACCAACUGCCAGUCUAUUGCUUGGCACCACCGAUCAACAUGAUAGAGGAAAAGAGCGACAUAGAAACUCUGGAUAUUCCUGAGCCACCUCCCAACUCUGGGUACGAAUCUCAGCUCCGCCUACGCCUUUCCACCGGCAAAGACCUCAAGCUCGUGGUGCGCAGCACCGACACGGUGUUCCACAUGAAGAGGCGCCUGCACGCCGCCGAGGGGGUGGAGCCAGGCAGCCAGCGGUGGUUCUUCUCGGGCAGACCUCUCACUGACAAAAUGAAGCUGGAGGAGCUGAAGAUCCCAAAGGACUAUGUGGUGCAGGUUAUUGUGAGCCAGCCUUUACAAACCCCGACACCAGUUGACAGCUGAGUGCUCCUGGGAGGUGGUGCCUAGACCCCUCGGCUCCUUUUUAUCAUUGUCAUUUCCUAUUCUGUGGCGUGAAAUUUAUUUUCACUGCUCUGAAUUCCCUGUGAAUGGAUUUAGUUCUGAGGAAUUACCAGUGAAAAAUUCCAUCUGUGAUGGAGAACAACACAAAUAAUAAAACCCAAGAGCCAGCCUUUGAGACUCACGUAGUUACGAUUUCUACUUUGAGAGGCAGUUGAGAGAUAGAUAACCAUGUAUUUUAAAGCAUUCAACAACUAUGUAAUGGCAGUGUUUAAAUGAUCUGGACUGUAAACAGAACCCAUUAAGAACAGCACCAAGUAUUUUUGAAUACAGAAUUUUAAAAGUAUAUAUGUCGAAUUAUAUAAUAUCCAGAAACCAUCAAUAACAGUUGCAAAACCUAUGCUUUUCUUUAACUGUACUCUGAAGAGAGCAGUAUUUGAGGUUUGCUUCUAUUCUAGGUCUUCUUAGCUCAUUUUAUAUUUAGCCAUAAAGAAGCGGAGAAUGUCUAGUUGUGACUUGGUUUUGCUUCCCCAUCCCCAUGGGGUUGAGCUCCUUAUUUACAUUCACACUAAGUUUUGGUGCCUUCCAACACGGUGGCAGGCACCCUCCUGGAACACUAGGCAAUAAUUUCGGAAGUGCAGUCAGACUUAUUUUCAGCUGGUACUCAGUGGGAAUGUCUCUUGUCUUGCUGCACAGUUACUUGGAAAUGUCCGAAUCCAGGCUUGAGGCGGCCAGCGCUGUGAUUACCUUCCCCGCUCUCUGCUCGGCCGGGAUGUUUUCAUAGCUGACUGACACCACCACCCCCAACACACACGCACACACAGUUCCUGGGCCAGGCAAACACAGGAAGCUAUACAGCUAGCAGAAAAGUUCAACGGAAAACUUUUCAAGUAUGAAGGGUUUUCUGGUGCCACUUAAUCAACAGCAGUGAGACCAAAUGUUGACAUACUGCUUUCAGCCCUCCUGUUUUCCAGUUUACUCUGAGCUGCAAUAUUCCGCCCACAUCUGUCUUUUCCAGCAAAGGGAAAACUUAACCGUCUGCAAAUUAGGUUAGGGGACUGAAACUCAGUGAGCCAACCUGAUGCUCUUCAUCGUAGCUGUUGAAAAGCUGCUGAGGGCUCUGUUUCAUUUUGGAGUCUCUUUAGGCUGGUUCAGUGAGGCUAACCCCUGACCACAGUGAAGCCCUGAGACUCCGUGAGCUGGGAAAGCAGAGGGAAGAAGGCACCAUACUAGUCUUAGUUGGGAAACAACAAACCUCACACCUAUUUGGAUGUCUUAACACCAUUAUUAAUUUAAAUGGCAAAAUGAAUCUGCUAAUUAGUAUAAAAUAUAUUAAAUUUGCUCUAACAUGUUUAAAUAUAUGAUUGUAAAUUAUGUUUCUGAGGACUUUCAAGUACAUCCCUAAUUUUAGGCAUCAUUUUCAAGAUUAUGGCUGCAUCUGAUCUAGGUUUGCUGCUGAUUGAGUGUAACUACAGAAAACACAGCGCUAAUCACGAAGGAGAAGUUCUCCAUCUGGAGGAGGGGUACAAUGGAAUGUCAGCAUGUUGCCUCGUCAACAGGUUUUAUUCAUUUGUGUGCCUCAUUGAAUAGCAGCAUCUCUCAAAGUUCAACUGGAAAACAAGUGUAUAAACCUACUUUGUUUCUUAAGGAAAUUGGAUGAUUUCACCAAUAAUUUAUAGUUGGUAAAAGGUCUUACUAGUUUGUUAAGGAAUUGAUCUUUCUUUGAGAGUUUUUUGUUUUUUUUAAGAAACAAAUACUUUGGAUAACAGUCCUCUGGGCAUGUCAAACCAAGGUGAGAAAACCAUGGUGCUGUUCAUUAUCUAUAGACUGAUACAAGAUUGGACCAAUACUUGAUGUGUAUAAUUUUAGUAUGUAGGGUUUUUGUGCUUUUUAAAAAAAAAAGUUCAAUUUUU
This is a messenger RNA of Jaculus jaculus (lesser Egyptian jerboa), 2711 nucleotides long. It is a transcript of the gene Ubtd2, whose product is annotated as ubiquitin domain containing 2. NCBI's taxonomy places the organism in Eukaryota, Metazoa, Chordata, Mammalia, Rodentia, Dipodidae. The coding region runs from base 79 to 783 and encodes 234 amino acids. Gene Ontology annotation, molecular function: protein binding. The transcript is spliced from 3 exons. The record is from RefSeq and is a predicted model, not a curated record.